Messenger RNA from Carya illinoinensis, 759 nucleotides. RefSeq names its product protein FAR1-RELATED SEQUENCE 5-like. NCBI's taxonomy places the organism in Eukaryota, Viridiplantae, Streptophyta, Magnoliopsida, Fagales, Juglandaceae. The coding region runs from base 1 to 759 and encodes 252 amino acids. The transcript has a single exon. The record is from RefSeq and is a predicted model, not a curated record.
AUGACUUAUUAUAAGCAGUAUGCUAAGAGUAUUGAAUUUGAGGUGAUGACAAGAAGGACUGAGAAGGGAGAUGAUGGGACUGUCAGAUAUGCCACCCUCGGUUGUGCCCAAGGUGGGAAGGCCCGUAAUAGGACGUUGAAUGUCGCCAGGCCAUGUCCAACAGGAAAGACGGAGUGUAAGGCAAAGAUUAAUAUCUUAAAAGUUGACGGAAAGUUUCAGUUGACAACGGUUAAUAACAUUCAUAACUACGGCCUUAGUCCAAAAAAAUUCCGCUUCUUUCGAUGUAGUCGAGAAGUUAGUGAUUCCGUAAAAAGAGUCUUAGAUACAAAUGAUCUGAUUGGUAUCCGAAUGAAUAAGAGUUUUGGAUCUCUUGUCGUUGGCGCGGGAAGUUUUGAAAACCUCCCGUUUUUUGAAAAAGAUUGUCGGAAUUACAUCGAUAAGGCAAGAUAUUUAAGGCUUGGCGCUGGUGGUGCUGGAGCACUUCAGGAAUAUUUUUUACGGAUGCAAUACAAGAAUCAUGGGUUCUUUGCGUCGAUGGAUCUAGAUGAUAACGGGAGGUUGAAGAAUGUCUUCUGGGCAGACCCUCGUAGUAGGGCAGCCUAUGAAGAUUUUGGUGACAUGGUUACAUUCGACACCACAUAUUUGAUGAACAGAUAUGGGAUGCCAUUUGCACCAUUUGUUGGUAUAAACCACCAUGGCCAGUCAAUUCUUGUGGGAGCAGGAUUGAUAUCCAGUGAGGAUACGGCAACGUUUGUGUGA